AUGGAUCCAGACGGUCUCUUCGACUUUCUCGCUCCGGCGGAGGCCGCUUCCAGCCCAGCUGCUUCGCCAGCCUCGUCGCCCUCCAAGAAGCAAAGGAAACGCACGAAAGCGGCAGCUUCUGCUGCUGCCUCCUCAUCAUCCAAUGCUGCCGCGAGCUCCUCCAAAGCCGAUUCGCAGGCAAAGGAGACAUCGGUGUCACGCUCGCAGAACGGCGACGGAACGUCGUCGGAAGCAGCUAAAAGCAAUGGCGAUGGUGCAGCCGAGAAGGCCUCUGACGAUGAUGAAGCAGCACCAGGCCCUUCCAAGCGCCAGAAGCUCAGCGUCGUCGCUGACAAGGCAGCGCCCGUUCCCACUGUCGUGACAGACGAGUUCACCGACCAGGCUACUCAAGCUAUCCCACUCAAAGGCGGUCUCGCACCCUCUGACGCUGCAGAUGCCGAUGCCAGCGCAAGCGCUGAUGGCGAUGCGGCUAACGGCACUUCCACUGCAGACGCCAAUGCUGCCGAGAAGAAGAUGCACGUCACUCAUUCGGUGCGUCACCAGGUCGCGCUCCCUCCCGAUUACCCAUACGUCCCGCUCUCUCAGCACGUCCCCAAUGAUCCGCCAGCAAAAGAGUACAAAUUCACACUCGACCCCUUCCAGCGCAACUCGGUCUCCUGCAUCGAGCGCAACGAAUCGGUCCUCGUCUCGGCACACACGUCGGCGGGUAAGACCGUCGUCGCCGAGUACGCCAUCGCACAGUGUCUCAAGAACGGCCAGCGUGUCGUCUACACCUCGCCCAUCAAGGCGCUUUCGAAUCAAAAGUUCCGUGAACUCACCGCCGAGUUCGGCGAUGUCGGCCUCAUGACCGGCGAUGUUACCAUCAACCCCUCGGCGUCGUGUCUCGUCAUGACCACCGAGAUUCUCCGUUCCAUGCUCUAUCGCGGCUCCGAGAUCAUGCGCGAGGUGGCCUGGGUCGUGUUCGACGAGAUCCACUACAUGCGCGACAAGGAGCGUGGUGUGGUCUGGGAGGAGACGAUCAUCCUGCUCCCACGCAAAGUGCGAUACGUUUUCCUCUCGGCUACCAUCCCGAACGCGAUGCAGUUCGCCGAAUGGAUUGCACACACCCACGCUCAGCCUUGCCACGUCGUCUACACCGACUUUAGACCCACUCCUCUCCAGCACUACCUGUUCCCUCAAGGUGGCGAGGGCAUCCACCUCGUAGUGGACGAGCGCGGAACGUUCCGCGAGGACAACUUCCAGAAAGCCAUGGGUGCGCUGGCCGACUCGAAAGGCGAAGAUGUGGCCGACCCCAACGCCGGCGGGGGCAAGCGUCGCGGUCAGGUCAAGAAGGGCGGCAAUGGCGGCAAAAAGGGCCCCUCCGACAUUUACAAGAUCGUCAAGAUGAUCAUGGUCAAGAACUACAACCCCGUCAUCGUGUUCGCCUUCUCCAAGCGUGAAUGUGAGGCACUCGCGCUGCAGAUGAGCAAGCUCGAGUUCAACACGGACGACGAAAAGGAGAUGGUCUCGACGGUCUUCACGAACGCCAUCAACGCUCUGUCGGAAGAAGACAGAGGUCUGCCGCAGAUCGAGCACAUCCUACCUCUCUUGCGUCGCGGCAUCGGUAUCCACCAUGGCGGUCUUCUGCCCAUCCUCAAGGAGGUUAUCGAAAUUUUGUUCCAAGAGGGACUCAUCAAGGUGCUCUUUGCCACCGAAACCUUCUCCAUCGGUCUCAACAUGCCUGCCAAAACAGUCGUCUUCACCGCCGUCAACAAGUGGGACGGAAAGGAGUUCCGCAAUCUCACUUCGGGUGAAUUCAUUCAGAUGUCCGGUCGUGCCGGUCGACGUGGUCUCGACGACCGCGGCAUCGUCAUCAUGAUGUUCGACGAGAAGCUCGAGCCCUCUGCGGCCAAGACGAUGGUCAAGGGCGAAGCCGAUCGCCUCAACUCGGCCUUCCACCUCGGCUACAACAUGAUCUUGAACCUCAUGCGUGUUGAAGGCAUCUCGCCAGAGUACAUGCUCGAACGCUGCUUCUUCCAGUUCCAGAACGCGGCGUCCGUGCCGGCGCUGGAAGCGGAGCAGAAGGCGGCGGAGGAGCAGCGCGAUGCGAUCAAGGUCGAGCGCGAGGAGGAGGUGGCCGAGUACUAUGAUGUCAAGCACCAGCUCGAGGUGUUGCGCAAGGAUGUGCAGACGGUGGUGACGCAUCCCUCGUACGUCCUGCCAUUCCUGCAGCCGGGACGGUUGGUCAAGGUGAAGCAUGAGGUGCUCGACUUCGGCUGGGGUGCAGUGGUGUCGUAUGAGAAGCGCUUGCCGAACACACCCGGCAAGCGCGGACCGGCGAUCGACCCAAACGCCCCGCCGCAGAACCACUACGUCGUGGACGUGCUGCUGCACUGCGCCCCCGGAUCGUCGAGCUCUUCGGACAAGAAGAAGCCCGAGGGCGGCGUGGGUAACUUCGCCCCCUGCCCCGAAGGCAAGAAGGGCGAGAUGAUCAUCGUGCCCGUUCUCCUCUCCACCAUCGAAUCGCUCUCCGGUAUCCGCAUCUUCCUGGCCAAAGACCUACGACCCACCGAACCGCGCGAGGUGGUCCGCAAGAAUCUCCUCGAGGUGCGUCGUCGUUUCCCCAAAGGUGUACCCCUUCUGGACCCCAUCAAGGACAUGAAGAUCAAGGACGAGUCGUUUGCCCACCUUGUCGAAAAGAUCAAGAUUCUCGAUGACAAACUGUCCUCCUCUCCGCUGCUCAAAGAUUCUGAUCUUCCGCGACUCUAUGAGGCCUACUCCAAAAAGCAACAGGCGCAGGAGGUGGUUUCCGCGGUGGCGCAAAAGAUUGCGGCGGCGCACUCGGUUCUCCAACUGGACGAGCUCAAGUGUCGCAAGCGCGUGCUUCGUCGUUUGGGGUUCACAACAUCCGACGAUGUGGUCGAAAAGAAAGGUCGAGUGGCCUGCGAGAUCAGUACGGGCGACGAGCUGUUGUUGACGGAAAUGAUCUUCAACGGUGUCUUCAACGACUUGACUCCGCCACAGUGUGCGGCGCUGCUAUCGUGCUUUGUCUUUGGCGAGAAGAGCACUACGCAGACCCGGCUGUCCGAGACACUCGCCGCCCCGCUCCGCGUCAUGCAAGAGACCGCGAGGAGAAUUGCAAAGGUCUCCAUCGAAAGCAAGCUGCCUUUGGUCGAGGAGGAAUACGUUGCAGGGUUCAAGGUCGAACUCAUGGACCUGGUGCUUCAGUGGUGCAACGGCGCCAAGUUCGCAGAAAUCUGCAAGCUGACGGAUGUGUUUGAAGGCAGUAUCAUUAGGUGCAUGAGGAGAUUGCAGGAGCUGAUCAGACAGCUGGUGAGCGCUGCCAAAGCAAUUGGGAACGAGGGGCUUGCCGAGAAGUUCGAAAGGACUCUGGGGAUGCUGGAGAGGGAAGGGAGCAUUAUUUUCAGCCCGAGUCUGUAUUUGUAA
This is a messenger RNA of Kalmanozyma brasiliensis GHG001, 3426 nucleotides long. RefSeq names its product Helicase, C-terminal. The record is from RefSeq and is a predicted model, not a curated record. Gene Ontology annotation, biological process: maturation of 5.8S rRNA; RNA catabolic process. Gene Ontology annotation, cellular component: nucleus. The transcript has a single exon. NCBI's taxonomy places the organism in Eukaryota, Fungi, Basidiomycota, Ustilaginomycetes, Ustilaginales. Gene Ontology annotation, molecular function: RNA binding; ATP binding; RNA helicase activity. The coding region runs from base 1 to 3426 and encodes 1141 amino acids.